GUGGAGUAUGUAAACAAAAGAAAGGGGGGAAAAUCUCAUUCAAACUGCUUAUUAAGUCUCCUCUUCAGUACAAGGUUGUGUAAUGUAGAAGCACUAUAUACAGGGGCCUUCUGAAGGCUUCUUCUUUAUUCUACUUUGGAGCUGAAGGCUGUCUUGAACAAUGUUGCUGCCCCAGAUACUUGGAGCAGUGGUUGCUUUCUUAGUGGCAUGUCAUGCUGAGGAACACUGUACUGGAAUUCCUGGAAUCCCUGGCACCCCAGGAACAAAUGGAUUACCUGGAAGAGAUGGAAGGGAUGGUAUGAAAGGAGAUCCAGGCCCACCAGGUACUCAGGGCCCACCUGGUGGCAUGAUGGGUCCUCCUGGAAGAGAUGGGCUUCCUGGGUUAACAGGGCCCAAGGGUGACCAAGGCGAGAAGGGGGAAAGAGGGGAGCCUGGACAACGAGGACUACCUGCUUCUCUUGACACUGAAUUAGAAGGUAUCUUAAGUACCUUAAGACAUCACAUUGCUGCACUUGAAGGAGUCCUUGCCUUGGAAGGGACAAUUACAAGAGUGGGAGAAAAAAUGUUUGCUACCAAUGGAAAAGAAGUUGAUUUUGCAACUGUAUUAGAUGUGUGUGAACGAGCCGGUGGCUCUGUUGCAGCUCCCAGGAAUGAAGAGGAGAACAAUGCUAUUCUAAGUAUUGUGAAACGAUUUAACAGACAUGCUUACCUGGGCAUAAAAGAAAGUCCAAUCCCAGGUGAAUUCAGUUAUAUGGAUGAGACACCCCUGAAUUAUACUAAAUGGAAUCCAAGUGAGCCCAAUGGUAAAGGAGCAGAAAAAUGUGUAGAGAUGUACACUGAUGGCGGCUGGAAUGACAAGAAAUGUAAUUAUUAUCGACUCACAAUUUGUGAAUUUUAAGCUCUAAAUGGCCAUGUCUAUACAUUCAUUAAUGUGCAGUAGUUACUGUGCAUUUCAUUUAGUAUUUUCUUA
Gavialis gangeticus (Gharial) is the source of this 970-nucleotide messenger RNA. RefSeq names its product pulmonary surfactant-associated protein A-like. Gene Ontology annotation, cellular component: rough endoplasmic reticulum; multivesicular body. The transcript has 5 exons. The coding region runs from base 161 to 898 and encodes 245 amino acids. NCBI's taxonomy places the organism in Eukaryota, Metazoa, Chordata, Crocodylia, Gavialidae. The record is from RefSeq and is a predicted model, not a curated record.